CUCAGCAAGAAGGUGAAGAGAGUGCGAGUUCAGCAAGGCGGGCGCUGGUGAGCCGUCCAGGAGGAAAUAAACACAGUUAGAAAAUGGCCUUUAACACACUGACCUCAAGUGCUGCCUUGCUUUACGAUGAGUGGAUGAAUAAAGCAGACCCACGAGUUGAGGACUGGCCCCUAAUGUCCUCCCCGUUUCCUCAAACGGUGAUCAUCCUGUCCUACAUCUACUUCGUCUCAACGCUGGGGCCCCGUCUAAUGGAAAACCGCAAACCCUUUGACCUGAAGCGGCCCAUGAUCAUCUACAACUUCAGCAUAGUUGCGUUCUCUCUCUACAUGAUUUACGAGUUUCUCAUGUCUGGCUGGGCCAAUGGAUACUCAUACAGGUGUGAUAUUGUGGACUACUCCAGCUCUCCUCAGGCUAUGAGGAUGGCAUGGACCUGCUGGCUGUACUACUUCUCCAAGUUCAUUGAGAUGUUGGAUACUAUUUUCUUUGUCUUGAGGAAAAAGAACAGCCAAGUGACUUUUCUCCAUGUGUACCAUCACUCCAUUAUGCCCUUCACCUGGUGGUUUGGGGUCAAGUUUGCUGCAGGUGGUCUAGGAACCUUCCAUGCUCUGCUGAACUGCUGUGUCCAUGUCGUCAUGUACUCCUACUAUGCCCUCUCUGCUAUGGGACCAGCCUAUCAGAAGUACCUCUGGUGGAAGAAGUACAUGACCACCAUUCAGCUGAUUCAGUUCGUGAUGGUAACCGUCCACAUUGGUCAGUUCUUCUUCAUGAAGGACUGUCCUUACCAGUUCCCUGUGUUCUUGUACAUCAUUGGCCUCUACGGACUGAUCUUCCUGGUUCUCUUCCUUAACUUCUACUACCAGGCGUACACCAAGGGAAAGAGGCUGCCCAAAAUCUUUCAGAAUGGAAUGUGCCAUCAGAAUGGCGUGCACAAGAAGACUGAGUAAGAACUCCGUGGUCACCUAAAAGUGAAGAUCCUGCAGCUUUUAAGUUGGGCUAUUUCUUUAAUCAUUUCAGAGAAUUUCACCCACCAUGUUUUAUGUUAAAACUUUGUGGAAUGCCACCUUAUCACUGGAUGUAUAUUGCCAAACUAGCACAUUUGUGGUUUUUUCACUGACAAUGGUCUGGUUUGUACGGUCUUCACUUGGGUUCUGAAAUGUUUAUGGGGUGUACAAUAUUUGUUCUAAUAUCCCCUGUCUUGUACAUAGUUAUUUAAA
Molecule: messenger RNA, 1214 nt
Organism: Colossoma macropomum (tambaqui)
Lineage: Eukaryota; Metazoa; Chordata; Actinopteri; Characiformes; Serrasalmidae
Gene: elovl7b
Product: ELOVL fatty acid elongase 7b
Exons: 8
Coding region: 84-944 (286 amino acids)
Biological process (GO): fatty acid elongation, monounsaturated fatty acid; very long-chain fatty acid biosynthetic process; fatty acid elongation, polyunsaturated fatty acid
Cellular component (GO): endoplasmic reticulum; endoplasmic reticulum membrane
Molecular function (GO): fatty acid elongase activity
Source: RefSeq, a predicted model, not a curated record